Messenger RNA from Frankliniella occidentalis (western flower thrips), 1772 nucleotides. RefSeq lists its product as uncharacterized. The transcript has 9 exons. Lineage: Eukaryota; Metazoa; Arthropoda; Insecta; Thysanoptera; Thripidae. Gene Ontology annotation, biological process: protein ubiquitination. Gene Ontology annotation, molecular function: ubiquitin protein ligase activity. The coding region runs from base 215 to 1558 and encodes 447 amino acids. The record is from RefSeq and is a predicted model, not a curated record.
CGUCGGCUCCGCCGAGUGGACUGGACAGUCGCGAGCCAGCAGCCAGGGCGGUUGGGAAGGACUCACAUGCCGCCGCACUGCUGCAGUCUAGCCAGCCGGCUCACCACUCACCUCCCAUCUUCAUCUUGCCUCCGACGCGGGGAUUCUCCGGUCAGCUGCUGGCGAGGUCUUGGAAGUCCAACUUAGAUACAACCUGUUACUGUCAGGUCCCGCGAUGGAUUGCAACAUAUGCUUCGAGCCGUUCGACCAGGGUGGUCACCUGCCCAAAGCGAUCCCGUGCGGACACACGGUGUGCCUGCAAUGUCUGCAGCGACUGCAAAACCGAAAGUGCCCGACGUGCCAACAGGUGUUCCAGGCCCCGCUGUCACAAAUCCCCAACAACUACACUGUGCUGCAAUUACUCCAGGCUAGAUCGGACAGGACCGACAAGUCCCCAGGGUGGUGCUCGAGGUGCAGCGCCGUCGCUACGCCCCAGUGCCGGGGCCAGCAGCACGUCGUCCUGGGCGUGAGAGAGGCUCUGAAGCAACUCCUGGAGGGCGUACGGUCGCAGGCUGCAGGCCAUCUGGAACGUCUAAUGCACCAGUGCCAGGAAGAGGAGGCCGUGCAAGCCCUAACUCUGCUGUCCGGCGAGGCCUGGGAAGUGACGCUGCGGGGCGAGGGGCCGCCGCUCUCGGGGACGCUGCGGGACACCGAGGACCCCCUGACCAAGGCCUUUUUGUUGUUCCUGGCGACGAAGGCAAAACUGAAAGCGGCUGCUACAGUGCAGAUCAAAAACAGCACCAAAACCACUAGCCUCGUUCACCGCAACGACCUCAGCCCACUCAGCCCCAAUCUGGCCGGGAACCUAAAUGUGUCUAGUGAGAUCACAAACAGCAUCUGCACCCGCGUACUCGACUGUGCGAAGGACCUCAGGUCUAGUGAUCUGGCCGGGAAUCUACUUGUCUUUCGUGGGGUGCAACGGCUGCUCAAUGUGACAAAGGAAGUCGCUCCCCACCUUCCGAUCGCAGAGCCCACCGUGCAGCAGCUGAGUUUGAGUCCGCCUACUUCACUCACUGCCCUGCGCGCGGCGCUCGCCAUGUCGCGACUGAAGAGACUGAGAGUGGGUGGUGGUAUAAACAGCAGCAUGAGCUUUCAUGAGGAGGUUAGCGCUGCCGGCGCCUCUCUGUCGCAGGGACUAACAGACGCACCAGCGCGCCUGCAGUGGCUCGAGUUGAUCGGCAUCCCCUGCGACCUGCUGCCGUUGCUGCUGCCGGCCCAUCGGCUCACGCUGCAGGUGCUGCAGCUGGAGCCAGGCCACAAGACAGUCUAUCCGUCAAGUGGACCAUUCCGUGCCCGAUUAAUGAAACAGCAUGUAACGUGCAACCAGCUGUUGUCUCUGCUGGCGCAGUGUGAUCUACGCGCGCUCCAGAAGCUCGUGCUGGUAGAUGCGUUGCCCAUAGACCACUCUUCGUCCGAGACCUGCGCGAGGCAGCGCGGCUUGCUGCGUGCGGCGCUUCCCGCGGGUGCCCGGGUGCUGUGCUGGAAGUGCAACGGUGAUAGGUGUCGGGAAGUCUUUUAGGCGAGGCCAGGACCAGCAGCGAGUGCGCGCACCCGCGGGUGAGCAGUGCCCUGGCACGACCCACUGGAUUGUGACCAGUGGUUUGUGUUUUCCUUAGAGAUUUACGCGUGACCCGGUGGUGUGACCGCCUAAGCUACUGCCAUCGUCUGCAAACACCCUUGCAGCCCAGGACCCAGGGCCAACGCGACACAUCGGCAACGCCUAGAUCAAGAUU